Molecule: messenger RNA, 2266 nt
Organism: Phymastichus coffea
Lineage: Eukaryota; Metazoa; Arthropoda; Insecta; Hymenoptera; Eulophidae
Product: zinc finger protein 485-like
Exons: 7
Coding region: 146-1765 (539 amino acids)
Source: RefSeq, a predicted model, not a curated record
AUGCGCUCGAAUGCCAAAGUGAAUGUAACAGUUUGCGCGCGCUGAACGGCAGAAAAUGUGCUCUGCUUGUAUUUUGACUAUAAAACAGUCCAGUGCAGCGAUUGCUUGAUUAUUCGCGAGCACGGAGCGUGAGGCACCAACAACCAUGGAGCUGGAUCCCGAUUGGAGCGAGGAAUUAAUGAUUCUGGAGUCGAGCGUCGACGCGUCCCGAGCAAACCAGGAUAUCGCAAUGCUGGAAAAGUUGUUUCGCCGGGAGAAAGAGCUACUUCAGUGCGUGGAGCGAUUCACAGAUAAAUUGUACUCGGAGGCGCUCUCGCCUACAGAAAAUUACGCGUCGCUGGAAGUCGUCGGCGAGCGGAAUUUGUCGAACGCCGACAGCGAGCCGUUCACGCUGAACGAAUUGAACGCUGAGCAGGCGGACGCAAAAUCGGCUCACGGCUUCGCAGACUAUUCCGAUGGCAGUCCGGACGAAGCUUUGUCCUUGGCUUUCUUUCAAGAAAGCGCGAAAGACGAAGGCGCCUAUUUGCAGCUCGACGAUCGCGAUUACGUCGAUUUGCUUCUAGAAAAUGAAGGUGUAAUAUUGAUUGACAGUCAGUUAUCAGUCGAUGGCGGUAUAAUCGAUUGCAAUGAUGAACUUGACGGCGAUGCCACUGUCGAAUAUCAAGUGGAUGCAAUUCUCGCGGAGUAUUUAGCGGCUGCCGAUUUCUCUACAGACGCGACCGACGAUCCAAAAAUUAGAUCUCAAGCCAGAGUUCUCUUGGAAAGGCUUCCCGAGCCGGUGGCAAAAGCCAACGAUACCGCUGAAGCGAGCACUGCUCCGAAAAUCGAAUUGAAGGGUCGAAAGAUUUCGCCUCGGCGUUACUGCCACAAGUGCCAAAAAUUCGACGUCGACGAAUCGAAAAUAUCCGUCCCCAAACGUUGUCGCGACUGCGGCAACUUGCUCAUAUAUCGGUGCACGAAGUGCAAGGAAAAAUAUUACAUCUACUACACUUCGUUAUUUUCCCACAGUAAAACUUGCAAAUCGAAGAAGGCGUCGACCGGCGUGCCAACGUCUUUGGUAUUGUACGGCUGUCAGGACUGUUAUUUCAAAUCGCUGCACGUUGAUUCGAUCGUCAAGCACCUGAGAAAAACACGGCACAAGUUCAGGGCCGCGGACGGCGACUCGUCGGUGGAGCCGAGGGAUCGAGCCAAAUACACGAAGCGAUUCGUGGAAGAUUGCGCGCAGGCGUUCAAACGUUUCUGCGCGAAGUGCAGCGAGGUCGUCGCGAGCGACGGGGACGACGCCGGGGACGACGAGCGAACCUGCGACAAAUGCGAUGCUCGCCUGGCUUAUCGUUGCGUCAAGUGCGGCCGUACGAGUCGAGGCUACAAAAGCCUCGUGUACCACUUGGAGACGAACUGCUUAACGAAGACGUACGCCUGUCGCGACUGCGACUUCGUCACCGCCAGGUGGAAGUUCAUCCGACGACACCUCGCAAAGCAACGUCUCAACGUCAGUUGCCACUACCGCGACACACCGACUCGCGUCAACAAUACUCGGGCCCGAAGCUCGGCUAGACGCAACGCCGCUCAGAGCUUGCAAUGCCAAUUCUGCGACUGGUACACCACUAACGUCGCUGCUCGACUCGAUAAGCACAUUUUGCGCAACCAUUCCGAAAAUAAUGACUCGGCCAAGACACUUCAAUGCGCAAUCUGUAGGCGGUACUCCACCAAAAACAGACACGAUUUUUGGAAACACAUUGAACGGAGGCAUCGCGAAAAAUGAAUUUCGUUAGCUGACAAUAAUUAUUGGUCGCGUUUCAGUUCUGCUUGUUGUCUCAAACUGUCGUUCAUUACAUUUUUCGUUUAUUAUAUUUUCGUGUUACGUUAGGUUGUAUUGUAUCAAUGAACAUUGGACCAUUUUUCGUUGAAUUAAUGUUGAUAUAGUAGAAAAUUUUCUAUGUAGUUUCAAUUAAAUAACAUUUUUUUACUGAUUAUAUUGCUAUCAAUCAAUGUAUAUCUAUACUCUUAGAAAGUAUCGAAUGGUUCAUCAUAAAUAAUCAAUUUCAGAUACAUUACAAUCGUGCGAUUUAGUUAUUGUUAUUGCGCAGAAGAAAAAGGACACUCAAGCAUCAGGUAUUGAAAAGUAAAUAAUCUGCUACUGUUUAAAAUAAAUCAUUUAUUUAAAAAUAUAUUAUUUAAAAUAAAUAAUUUUUUUUUUCAAGUCUCACUUCUGUAUGUCACGUCUUCAUAAAUGUAAUCUAUAAUUUUGUUACUCUCUUUAAUU